Messenger RNA from Colletotrichum karsti, 1374 nucleotides. RefSeq lists its product as uncharacterized. The transcript has a single exon. The coding region runs from base 1 to 1374 and encodes 457 amino acids. The record is from RefSeq and is a predicted model, not a curated record. NCBI's taxonomy places the organism in Eukaryota, Fungi, Ascomycota, Sordariomycetes, Glomerellales, Glomerellaceae.
AUGUCCCGGAGACUCGAAGAAGCCACGGAGGAAGCUCUACUCACCGGCGGUCGCGCCGGCCGGCGAGCCGUGGAAGACGCUGGGUUCGAUCAAGAGCUGAAGGAGAAGCUCCUUGACAAGGUCAAGACAGCCAAAUUUCAAUCUGAUUUCGCGUCCGCCUUCGCCGAGGCUGGGAUGCCCAACUCAGCAGGCGAAGGCACCCGAAUAAUGGCGACUGCGCAGCCUUGGACUGGCGAGGAAUCACACUCCGAUACCGCCCUUCGCAUGCUCGACGAUGCGAGGAAGCCGCUGAAGCCUGAAUUUCGAGGGCAAUACCAGAUCCCGCCGGUCGAUAUGCGAAUACGACGAGAACCGAAAGUCAACGCAGGCCAACGCGCCGCUAAUGCCCGCGAACGAGCUUCGACAUAUACCGGCCUCGGGAUUAAGGACCAGACCGGUCUCAGCGAUGACGAGCGGGAGGCAAUGAGGAAGCAGUUCCGCGAGCGCUUCGAACCCAAUGCUCGAGCCAUGCCAAAUACGCUCUCCGGACUUGCGGCCCUGGCGAACGAGAGAAUCGAGAACGCGAUCGCGCGCGGCCAGUUCAAGAACAUUCCCCGCGGCAAGGGAGUCGAGCGAGACGCGAGGGCGGACAACCCGUUCAUCGAUACGACGGAGUACAUUAUGAAUAAGAUGAUCAAGAGGCAGGAUAUCGUGCCGCCGUGGAUUGAGAAACAGCAGGAGCUCGCAAAAGUCGUGGGGACCUUCAGGUCAAGACUGAGAAACGACUGGAAGAGGCACGUGGCGAGGAUGAUUUCUUCGCGCGGGGGUAGCUUGGAGGAGCAGGUGCAGCGGGCGGAGGAGUAUGCUCGAGCUGAGGAGAUCAGCAAUCCGCGCAAAAAGAAUAUCGAGAGCAUCUCCGUGCCGACCAAUUCCACGGACGAUAUCGUGAUGGUCAAGAUUCGACAACAGGCGGCGGGGGAUGCAGCUGCCGAAUCUGCAGCCACGACAGCUGCAGCCAAGGCUCCUGCAGCGGUCGUUGCACCUUUCCGGGACGCGGAAUGGUUGGAAGGCGAACGUUCCUACAUGACUCUCGCCAUCGAAAACAUCAACGCGAUCACGCGUUCCUACAACCUGAUGGCCCCAGACUUGGCUAAGAAGCCUUACUACUCCCUCGACCGGGAACUCGCGACUUGCUAUGCCGAUGUUGCGCCUCUGGUGGCCGAAGCCAUCAGGCAGAGAGCAACGAGACCAGUGAAACCGCUGUUCGACUCAGCUGGCGCGGGCAGGGCGGCCAUCUUCGAUCGGUUUGGCAAGGAGGGCCACACAGCAAAAAUUUACGAUUCGAGAGCCCCUCACUACGGUUUCAAGGAGAUGUGGAAGGACCUUUGGAGUUGA